Messenger RNA from Oncorhynchus masou masou (cherry salmon), 600 nucleotides. Its product is annotated as calcium-binding protein 8-like. Bases 1 to 600 code for a protein of 199 amino acids. Gene Ontology annotation, cellular component: trans-Golgi network membrane. The record is from RefSeq and is a predicted model, not a curated record. Gene Ontology annotation, molecular function: calcium ion binding. The transcript is spliced from 5 exons. NCBI's taxonomy places the organism in Eukaryota, Metazoa, Chordata, Actinopteri, Salmoniformes, Salmonidae.
AUGUUGAGUGUGAAAACCCCAGCAGCGUUGCAGUUCUUGAAGUGGCGCAACUUUGGUUUUAGAGAGAUCCGGCAGGCAUUCCGGGUGCUGGAUCGGGAUGGGAACGGGUUCAUCUCUAAGCAGGAGCUGGGCAUGGCUAUGAGGUCCCUGGGAUACAUGCCUAGCGAGGUGGAGCUGGCCAUCAUCAUGCAGAGACUGGACAUGGACGGUGAUGGCCAGGUGGACUUUGAAGAGUUUGUGACGAUACUGGGACCCAAACUUCUGUCGUCUGAGACCCGAGAAGGUUUCCGAGGAAGCACCAUCGAUAACAUCUUCUGGCAGUUUGACAUGCAGCAGAUGUCUCUUGAUGAGCUGAAGCAGGUUCUGUUCCAUGCGUUCCAAGACCACCUGACAAUGAAGGAUAUCGAGAACAUCAUCAUCAACGAAGAGGAGAGCCUCAAUGAGACAGGGAACUGCCCCGAGUACGAGGGAGUCCAUCCUAAGAAGAAGAACAGACAGACGUGCGUGAGGAAGAGUCUGAUCUGUGCCUUUGCCAUGGCCUUCAUUAUCAGCGUCAUGCUCAUCGCGGCCAAUCAGAUGCUGCGGAAUGGCAUGGAGUAG